Monomorium pharaonis (pharaoh ant) is the source of this 1572-nucleotide messenger RNA. Its product is annotated as proline-rich protein 36-like. Bases 1 to 1572 code for a protein of 523 amino acids. NCBI's taxonomy places the organism in Eukaryota, Metazoa, Arthropoda, Insecta, Hymenoptera, Formicidae. The transcript is spliced from 3 exons. The record is from RefSeq and is a predicted model, not a curated record.
AUGACUAUGUUCCGUAUAAUAUAUCAAAAAAAACCAGGAAAAAUAACACAAGAGAAGGUGAACGAUCUUGUUCGAGAUUUGGGUUUGCCCAAAGAUGGAGCAGAGUUUUUGGCGUCCUGGUUGAAACACAAUGUUAAGGAGGCGAAAAAUGUGAAAACCUCCUAUUAUCGUGACAGAGAAAGAGAAUAUCGGCAAUAUUUCUUUGCAGAUGAGGAACAUUCAUUAGUCUAUUGUCACGAUGUUAUCGGAUUAAUGAACAAACUGAAACCUGGAUGUUACAAGUCUGAUGAGUGGAGACUAUUUAUCGAUUCUUCUAAGAGAAGCUUGAAAGCAGUGUUGCUGCACAAUACUAAUGUAUAUGCCUCCAUUCCUGUAGCGCACUCGGUAGUGAUAAAAGAAGAUAGAGAUCGAACAAACCAUUACAUUAGAAAAGAAUGGCCGACAAGAACGUCUCUGCAACCUGGGUCUAAAAAUAUCAUAAAUGAACCGUUAGUUGAGCCUUCAAAAGUUCUUCUUCCACCUCUUCAUAUCAAAUUAGGACUCAUGAAACAAUGGGUGAAAGCUCUGAAUAAAAAUGUAUAUUACUUACGCGGUUCGUCCCAAUCUGCCAUUGGGUCUGGGUGUGACGAGAUAUCAUUACUUUUGGUGCCGGCAUCAUCGCCGUCGCUGCUGGCGGCAUCAUCGCUGUCGCUGCUGCCGGCAUCAUCGCCGUCGCUUCUGGCGGCAUUAUCGCCGUCGCCGCUGCCGGCAUCGCCGUCGUCGUUGCUGCCGACAUCAUCACCGUCGCUGCUGCCGGCAUCAUCGUCGUCACUGGUGCCGGCAUCAUCGCCGUCGCUGUUGGCGGCAUCAUCGUCGUCGCCGCUGCCGACAUCGCCGUCGUCACUGCCGGCAUCAUCGCCGUCGCUGCCGGCAUCGCCGUCGUCACUGCCGGCAUCAUCGCCGUCGCUGCCGCCGGCGUCGUCAUCACUGGUGCCGGCAUCAUCGCCGUCGCUGCUGGCGGCAUCAUCGUCGUCGCCGCUGCCGGCACCGCCGUCGCCACUGCUGGCAUCAUUGCCGUCGCUGCUGGCGGCAUCAUCGUCGUCGCCGCUGGCGGCAUCAUCGUCGUCGCCGCUGCCGGCAUCGCCGUUGCCACUGCCGGCAUCGCCGUCGCCACUGCCGGCAUCGCCGUCGCCACUGCCGGCAUCAUUGCCGUCGCUGCUGACGGCAUCAUCGUCGUCGCCGCUGGCGGCAUCAUCGUCGUCGCCGCUGCCGGCAUCGCCGUCGCCACUGCCGGCAUCGCCGUCGCCACUGCCGGCAUCGCCGUCGCCACCGCCGGCGUUAUCGUCACUGGUGCCGGCAUCAUCGCCGUCGCUGCUGCCGGCGUCGUCUCCGUCGCUCGCGGCAACGAUGCCGAUGUCGUCUUUGUCAUUGCCGGCGUCGUCUUCGCCCUUGCCGACGUCGUCUUCGCCCUUGCCGGCGUCAUCUUCGUCGUUGCCGGCGUCGUCUUCGUCGUUGCCGGCGUCGUCUUCGGUAUCUUACACGUAUUGCACGAUUUACGCGUGCUGUUUAAACUUUGUUCGCUUCUCGCUGUAA